Cutaneotrichosporon cavernicola is the source of this 645-nucleotide messenger RNA. RefSeq lists its product as uncharacterized. Lineage: Eukaryota; Fungi; Basidiomycota; Tremellomycetes; Trichosporonales; Trichosporonaceae. Gene Ontology annotation, biological process: DNA repair. The record is from RefSeq and is a predicted model, not a curated record. The transcript has 2 exons. Bases 1 to 645 code for a protein of 214 amino acids. Gene Ontology annotation, molecular function: RNA endonuclease activity producing 5'-phosphomonoesters, hydrolytic mechanism; single-stranded RNA binding; deoxyribonuclease V activity.
AUGCCGCGGAAAGAACCUUACGCAGCAGCCCGCGCCCGCGCCGAAGCGACACACGACAUCCCCGCCGCCGAGGCCGAGCAAGCGCAGCUCGCGGCGCUCGUCAACAUUCCAUCAGAUGACUCCCCUUACACGCUCCCUGGCACGGUAGCUGGCCUAGACAUUAGCUACGAGGUGGGCACGAAUCGCGUAGUGGCCGCAGCGGUACUGGUAGACACAUCGACGCUAGAGGAACUAGGCAGUGCAACGCUCUUCGGCACCCAGGCAUUCCCCUACGUCCCCGGUCUCCUGGCAUUUCGGGAAGUUCCUCUCCUUCUCUCCGCCCUUGACGAGCUCUACUCUACUACCGGGAGGAUGCCCGACAUGCUCCUCUGCGACGGGCAGGGCAUCGCACACCCUGCCCGCUGUGGCCUCGCCUCCCAUCUGGGCGUGCUAACUAGGAUCCCGAGUGUCGGCUGUGCCAAGUCCCACUAUAUUGGCGCAUAUAUGGAGCCAGGAGAUAAGAGGGGCGACCGGAGCGAGAUGGUCGACCGAGGUGAGGUCGUUGGACACGUCCUCCGGACGCAAGAUGGGAUCAAGCCCGUUUUCGAAUCUGCACCAGUUGCCGCCUUCACGUCCCUCGCUUCAACGGCGACGCUAUUUGGCUAG